AUGUGUAUACAUAAAGAUUGUGAAUCUUGGGAAAAUAGUGGUCGCAAUGUAGAGGAAUUAGAAGCAGCGGUUGUCGUUGGAGGGUGGUCUGAUUGGGGAAGUUGGAGUGUAUGUUCCCGAACCUGUGGCACCGGGGUUAAAAUUGCAAGAAGAACGUGUAAUAACCCGACGUAUGGAAAGGAAGAUAAAUCUUUGGGUAUGAUACCGUCUGGAACCCCAUGUGACGAGGGAUCGACUGAACUCAGAAACUCUUUUAGAUGCGUCUAUGGAUAUUGUUUGGAAUUUGGUUGUGAUGGUAUAUUGGUAGCUGAAGGAGGAGCAUAUUAUGAUGAAUGUGGUGUUUGUGGUGGAGAUGGUACUACUUGUGAUGCUGUUACUGGAAGUUUUACUGAACCGGGAUCAAAAGGUACCAGACUGACAAUAAAGACUCUACCCGCUGGUGCCCAUCAUAUAGUUUUUAAACACACAAGCUAUACGAGUCAAAGAUAUACUUACUUGGAAAUAUGGAGCAAAGAUGACGUAGUUGCUAUAUCCAACAAAAAAUUGGGAGAUAAAGAUACCGGGGAUACGCCUAUAUUAUUUGCCGGUGCUUACUGGAACUACCAGUUCCAAACUGGUUUCGAUACUGAAGACGCCAUUACCGAACCUAUAAUUAUCAAGGUCAGUGACACUCGAACAUAUCAAAUAUCUCACUUAUGA
This is a messenger RNA of Patella vulgata (common limpet), 699 nucleotides long. RefSeq names its product A disintegrin and metalloproteinase with thrombospondin motifs 5. Gene Ontology annotation, molecular function: metalloendopeptidase activity. The coding region runs from base 1 to 699 and encodes 232 amino acids. NCBI's taxonomy places the organism in Eukaryota, Metazoa, Mollusca, Gastropoda, Patellidae. Gene Ontology annotation, biological process: extracellular matrix organization. The record is from RefSeq and is a predicted model, not a curated record. Gene Ontology annotation, cellular component: extracellular matrix. The transcript is spliced from 5 exons.